This is a messenger RNA of Acytostelium subglobosum LB1, 969 nucleotides long. RefSeq lists its product as hypothetical. Bases 1 to 969 code for a protein of 322 amino acids. Lineage: Eukaryota; Evosea; Eumycetozoa; Acytosteliales; Acytosteliaceae. The transcript has 3 exons. The record is from RefSeq and is a predicted model, not a curated record.
AUGAGGAUACCCUAUAGGGUAUCUUUACAUCAACCUCAUCUAUCAACAAUCACAUUCAAUCGUCAUUACUCAUCGGCCAACGAACAAGGUCAUGGUCAGAGCCAGGGUCAGGGUCAAGGUCAGAGUCAUGGACAUGGUCGCGACCAACAACACAAGUCAUCAUCAUCAUCAUCAUCGAGAUGGAAUAAGAAAUGGAUUGUAUCAUUGAGUGUUGGAACAACUGCUUGUGUCGUGGCAACAGGAUUGGCCGUGGCACAUGAACAAAUGAUGUUGGAACCUUGGCUAUUGAAACAGUUGUCGCUGGAUCAUGCACAGUUCAGAUAUACAUGGCAGAACAAUAUACUGUUAUGGCUACUCAAGAGGACUAUUACACAAUACACACGAAUUGACGAAUCACAUCAUAUACCAAUUGGUCAGCUCGUUGACACCCUGGUCGCACUGGUCUACUUCACUCCCGAUGUCAAAUCACGUGAGAUCAUCAUUGACAUUUUGGACCAUCUUUCGAGAAACAGUAUGUUGGAGCGUAGUACUAUCAAUGAACAAUUGGUACAAUGUCUGAUGCAGAUGUGUAAUGACAAUGCUGAGUUGACCGUGCCAGUCGCUCAAGUCAUUAGCAAUCUACUCAAAGGACGUGACACACGUAUCCGCACUCUCAUAAUCAAGUCAAUCGGCUUCAAACAACUCUCCGAUAUCCUUCCACACUCUGACAUCCUAUUCAAACAUGAAGUAUCCCAUUACCUAUCACAUCUUCAUGUGGACUAUCAGACUGAACUGAAUGAAGGCUUGUUUGAGAUGAUUGAAAGCAUGCUGGAAGAUGAUACAUCUUCCAAUGCACUUCCAACUGUUGACCAGCUGGUUGUUACCAAUAUAUCAUCAUUCCUUGCCAACCUCUCAAUAUACACAAUCAGUUCCAAAAUCCAAUGUAAUAUUGCCAAUGCCAUUGUAAACCUAUCCAAUGAUGGUGAGUAG